GGUAGCGGAACUCGAAGAUCUGCAAUGGAAGAAUGGCACCGGGGAAGAGAACCAGUGGCAGAGGGAACAGAGGCAGCUCCGCGACAUCAUCAGAUUUAGGUGGAUUCGUGUGAUGCUUCUCAGGGAAAGAAGAGGCGGAACACCGGAAAGGAUGAAGGGAAAAGAGAGACUUUGAUUUUGAUUUUGAUUUUGGAGAGAAAGAAUAAGAAGGAUGAUCUGAUUGGUUUUUAGGGUUUUUAAUUUGAAAAGGAAAUGAAAGGAGAAACGAAGAAAACUGUGAUUUUUGGGGAAUUUGAUUGAAAAUGGAAAAGAGAAAAUAAAUUUUUAUGUGGGCCCCAUUAAAAGGAGAAACUAUGAAGAUAAUAAACUGACGUGUAAAAAAAAGUCACCGUGAGAUAACUCAGUAAGUAAAAUAUGGAGUGCCCUUUGUUAAACUUAAAGCAUGCCAACAAGUACAAUCACGAAAAACAGUUACAGUACGGGAACCAAAUAGACGUCUCCUCUAUAGGUCAUGACCAGUGUUAUAAACCUCCCACUGGCAGGCACACGAUUUACUAGUGUAUAACCCCGACUAGCAGGGUCACUCAAACUAAUCGGUUCUAUCAAUAAUAUGUCGACAUGUGCUAGCGUUUAUAAAUCUCCCACUAGCGGGUACACGAAUAACAUGACCAUAUCGGGGACAAAACCAGGUAAGAUUUACAGAAAAAUCGAUGAUUCACAAUCACUCAAUUUCACGAAUAACCUAGAAAAUUUCCAUGUGGGCAUGGAUUUAACAGAAAAAUCAAAAUUCACCAAUCACUUUCAGAUCAUCAGGACAAUCAAUUAAAUUUC
Molecule: messenger RNA, 831 nt
Organism: Rubroshorea leprosula
Lineage: Eukaryota; Viridiplantae; Streptophyta; Magnoliopsida; Malvales; Dipterocarpaceae
Source: the annotation of a GenBank genome assembly